GCUGUCAUUAUCCAUUCACCACCAUUAGCCUAUACAAAUGCGAAGAAAUCUGCGUUUAGACUGGAGGGCCCUGGCACUGUUGGGUGCCCUCCUCUCGAUUAUUAUCGAUUGGCCGGGCUUAAUGUAUGCGAUGCCAACAAUUUUGCCACCUUUGGCCAUGGCUGCACCAGCGUCGGACACCAUAAAUGUAAUUAAAAACGAUAAAAUCUUAAAUGUCUUAAAUCCUUACGAGCAUGCCGACACAGAGAUGCAUGUUCAGCGUAGUGUAAAGGACGAAUUUACAGUCGAUGAGUCAAAUCGACCAUUUAGUGAUUUACAAGAAAUACAACGAACGACAACCCCACAGCCGUUAGUAGUAGAGGAAGAAGCGGAAGCAGAUAUUUCCGUUUCCACAAUGGAAACGUUGGAAAUGCAAACGGAACGACAUCAUCAUCAUCGUCCAGAGAUGAUGAGUGAGAAGGAGCAGGAAAACGAGAAUCUAAAUAGUAUUAGUGAAAACGAUAUUGAUCGUACAACAAAAACAACAACAGUAAAUGCAUCAGUGGAUAAUGUAACGGAUAAUGUACAAAGUCCACAAGAAGUCGCAACAGAAGGCGUGUCAUCAUCAACAAAUACUCAUAUCAUGGACUCAUGGACAACCAACACCCCCACAAGCGAAAUAACGUCAUUCCCAUCAAUUAUCACGACCACCACCGAAUCAUCAGCCCAAAUACAAUCGACAUUAAUGCCCAGCACAGUUAUCGAUAACGAUAAUGUCAUCCACCUUACCAAAGAAAACGAAACGGAGGCCCCAGCCACCGAUAUACGUUCCACAUUUCAGUUCUCUGCGUCACAUAAUCUGGCCAUUUUGUCCAGAACGGAACGUAGCAUACGUUCGUCAUCAUCAUCUGCCGCCUCAGCGGCCGCAGCAUCAUCAGCAUCUGGUCGUGGCAUCGGCUCUGGCGGUGUUGGUCUUGUGCGACGUUCAUCCGAUAUGGGUGGCAUGAAAACCAAAAGACUGAAUAAUUCUAGAAAUCUACAUAAUAAAUAUAAUUUGGAUCGCAAUGAACGUUCGACGGUGUCUCAUCUAUCGGGUCCAUCACGUAAAAUACAAUUGUAUAUAAAAAAUCGCUUCUUACAGCUGUUGCCAGAUGGUACGGUCAAUGGAACGCCAGAUGAUCAAAGUGAAUACACAAUACUACAACGUUCUACUGUCGACGUGGGGCGUAUUAAAGUUCAAGGCGUUGCCACUUGCCUUUAUUUAUGCAUGGAUCCAUGCGGUGCUGUUUAUGGCUCGAAAGAGUUCACCGACGACUGUGUCUUCAAUGAAAACAUGGAACAGCACAACUACAACACCUAUUCGUCGACUUACAACUCGAAUUCAAGGCGAAAAUACUAUUUGGCAUUGAAUCGCCAUGGUGAACCGAGAAAACUGCAAAUACCACCCACCCGUUCGCUGGGCAAACUGGCGACCUAUACGAAUGCCAUUACCGAAUCGGUGCCGCAAGAACGUGUCGAACAGCUGAUUGCAAAGAAUUUCGGGGCGAAUCGCAUUAAACAUGGCAUACGUCAACUCUGUGAUACUGGCAAACCAUUGAUCGAACUGAUCGAUAGCAAAAACUUUAAAGCACAUCCGAAGUGCAAUCCAAACAGUAGUAGUAGCAAUAGUAAUAGCAAUAGUCAUAACACAGCUAAUAGUAGUAAUAGUAAUAGCAAUAAAAACAAUAAGCAUAAUUUAAAUAGCAGUAGUAGUACUAGUCUAGGCAAUAGCAAUAGUGGCCAAUUAUUGAACAACGUUCCUGCUGCCAAUGAUAAAACUAAAUUAAGCAAUAGCUCUAGUUCAAGUGGUAGAAAUAGUAAUAAUAGCAAUAGCAACAACAACAAACCAGAAACAAAUCAGCGUAGUAGUAGUAGCAACAACAACAAUAGCCAGAGUAGUAUUAGCAAUAGUCAAAAUAAUGGCCAUAUUAGCAAUAGCAGUAGUAAUAGUAAUAGCAAAACAACAUCGGCGACAGCAACAACAAAUGGUAGUAGUAAUGGUAGUCCGAAGGGUCGAGGGAAGAAGUUACGCAAAUGUCGACCCUAUGAAAAUGAGGAAGAGCACAAUUGCCAGCGUAGGCCACAGGCAUUGCAGAAACCAGGCAAACAGAAAAGGUGCAGGGAACUAAUGUUGCAACAACAGCAGGAGGGUAUCACAGAUAUCGUAUUGCCGCCCAUGUGCAAGAAGAAGGGCCCCAAGAAGCAGGGCGCCAAGAACAACAAACGUCCGGCUGGCGAGGGUCGCAACAAAAACGGCCUCGGCACCGAUGGCCUGGGCCCCAACAACAGAAGAGGGAAAAAGCUAAGUAGUGGCCUGGGUCCAGGUCCAGCAGCGGGUGGUCGCCAGCCAGCUAAACAAAAUGGUGGCAAUGGCGGCGGCGGUGGUCAAAAGAAGAAACAAAAGAAUCCCAAACGGGGUGGAGGUGCUGGUGGUGGCGGCCCUGGUGCCAAUGGCAAAAACAAAAAACAACAACAGCAGCAAAAAACUACCACAACGACAACCGAAAGAACCUCGACAAGCCCCUCUACCUCAACGCUUGAUUCAAGCUUUUGGGAAACCUCAUCACUGAUGCCUUCAUCCACACUCUUCGAUACCUACGAUCCGCAUGCCGAAAGCACCAGUGAUCGUGGCGAUCGUGAACAACGCAACGUAAGAUACUCCAAUUCCAUGGAAGAGUCCAUGGAAGUGUCAUCCGAAGACACAUCGGCGGCGGUGGAUGACAACGAAGACGAGGAUGAUGGCUAUACGGCGGACGGUGAAGAAGACGCCAGCUAUGAAGAUGAUUCAUUUGUUUCGAGCAGCAGUCACAUGCCCCAUGCUGAGGCGGAUAUUGCCAAUCCGCCAAUAGCAGGGGGUGCAGAUGAUUUCCUGUAUUACGACCAGCUUGAUGUCCUACCCAUGGGACUUUGGGAAUUGACAGCUGUCAUAUGGAUACUCGUUUGGAGUCUACAAGUAAUCAGCUGAUGAUUAACUU
Musca vetustissima is the source of this 2993-nucleotide messenger RNA. RefSeq lists its product as uncharacterized. Lineage: Eukaryota; Metazoa; Arthropoda; Insecta; Diptera; Muscidae. The record is from RefSeq and is a predicted model, not a curated record. Gene Ontology annotation, cellular component: cytoplasm. The coding region runs from base 38 to 2983 and encodes 981 amino acids. Gene Ontology annotation, biological process: cell differentiation; animal organ morphogenesis; positive regulation of protein phosphorylation. Gene Ontology annotation, molecular function: fibroblast growth factor receptor binding; growth factor activity. The transcript has 5 exons.